AUGGAAAAAGCAAAGAGCCAAGCUGAAGCAGACUCUGGGCUUGGAUCAAAACCCGCCUGGACCCCGGUAGCCAUGAGCUUCGAGUCUCUUGGCAUUGGCAAGAAUAUGAAGAACCUAGUGCUUCUCAUUGCAUCGGUCACUGCUGCACUUGAGCUUUUUAUCUGGUGCGAGUCUAUCUGGAACUGGUGGAAAGCUGAAGAAGGGGAUAGGGUCGAAUGA
Messenger RNA from Penicillium daleae, 219 nucleotides. RefSeq lists its product as uncharacterized. The transcript has a single exon. The record is from RefSeq and is a predicted model, not a curated record. Bases 1 to 219 code for a protein of 72 amino acids. NCBI's taxonomy places the organism in Eukaryota, Fungi, Ascomycota, Eurotiomycetes, Eurotiales, Aspergillaceae.